Molecule: messenger RNA, 2110 nt
Organism: Rubroshorea leprosula
Lineage: Eukaryota; Viridiplantae; Streptophyta; Magnoliopsida; Malvales; Dipterocarpaceae
Source: the annotation of a GenBank genome assembly
AAUUUGAGUCUCUUCAAGGAAACAAAGCUCGCGCCCCUGCAAAUCUUUAGCUUUAUUUAAGAAAAGUUUUGGACCUUUCAUCUUUUAUUGGAUUUUAAUUUUAAUUUUUUUUUUCCUCCCAAUUCUUCCAUUUCCAUUUUCGAUGCUUCGUUUUGUUCAAGCUCGGGAAAGCUCUGUUUAGGGUUAGGGUUUACGAAGGAAUUCAGUUGCCAAGACACAAAGGACCAUGUCUUUUCAAUGAAACAGGUGAGGAUUGAGAGUUUGGAGUUACGAUUUUUGGUGGACGGGUAAGCGUUUGGGUGGUGGUGAAUGGCGGCUGCGAAUCCACAGCCACUGCAGGCUCGUCCCUUUGAGGAGCAUGGGCGAGGGCCUCUUCAGAUCGAGGAUGAUGAUGCCGAGUAUGAAGACGAUGCCAUGGAUGAUGUUGAGGAUGGAAAUAUGAACUCUGUGAAUGUUGCGGAGCCUGGACUAGGAGGUACCGGUGGUGGAGCUGGAGGAGGUGUGGUUAUAUCGUCGAGGACUAGCGAGCUUACUCUUUCUUUUGAAGGAGAGGUUUAUGUAUUCCCGGCUGUUACACCCGAAAAGGUGCAAGCUGUGCUGUUGCUACUAGGAGGUCGUGACAUACCCACUGGUGUUCCCACAAUUGAAGUACCUUUUGAUCCGAGUAAUAAGGUUGUGGGGGACACACCCAAGCGCUCUAAUCUUUCAAGACGAAUAGCCUCCUUGGUUAGGUUUCGUGAGAAAAGGAAAGAGAGAUGCUUUGACAAGAAAAUUAGAUAUACUGUACGGAAGGAGGUUGCACAGAGAAUGCAUCGUAAGAAUGGGCAGUUUGCAUCCUUAAAAGAAACAACAGGUGUUUCAAACUGGGACUCUGCACAGAGUGGAAUUGAAGAUGGCACUGCUCGUGUGGAAAGUGUUGUUCGAAGGUGUCAACAUUGUGGUGUUAGUGAAAAUAAUACUCCUGCAAUGCGCCGCGGGCCAGCUGGUCCAAGAACUUUAUGUAAUGCUUGUGGGCUGAUGUGGGCAAAUAAGGUAUAUUCUGGUUCUGAUCGUGCACUUGAUGGGAUGCAUAAAUUUUGUAAUUCUGUCCCAUUCAUUCUAUAUAACAGUCGGGGUAGCUUUGCAUGCUUUCGGUGAAUUCUUAUUUUCCUUUUUAUUGGUACAAUCAGGUGCAUAUGUGUAUGUAAAUAGACAGGUGGAUAGCAGAGUUAGGGAGGAAUUGAGGCAGUGAGCAAGUGCCAUAUGAUAAUCAAUACAUUCCAAGAGGCUUUCCUUUAUAUUUUACUCCAUUUCAAAACGAAUGGCAUUCUCAAAGACUAAAGUUAUGUAGAGUUUGGUGAUUAGGUUUGAAUUUUGAGAAAAAUUUAACAUUUUACUAAAGCUAAAGUUUUGUAAAAGAUUAAAUAAGUUAAAUUUUUUCUAAAUUUGAUAAUGAAUUACAAUUUUUUGGAAAUUCUCAAACAUGUUAUUCAAAAGACACUGCUCCAUCCAUCUUCAUUUACUUUUGGAACUUUGUUUGUGCUCUGUAUGAUCUCAAAGUCUGUGAUGAGAAGGAAAAAAGUUUCUGUAUCAUUCUUGUCCAUUCAAGAGCACAAUUAGUUGCACAAAUGGUAUUUUUGGUUUUGUACUACUGCCAAUCUUAACACUCUCCCCUUUAGUUUGUGUUCCUCAUUAAACAUCUUUGUCUUGCAUCUGUGUUUAUUGUUUUCCUUAACAUUUUUGUUGGAUGUACAGGGAACACUAAGAGAUCUCAGUAAGGGAGGAAGGAAUCUUUCUCUGGAUCAAACUGAGUCUGUAUGUGCUACAAGAGCUGCCAAAAUUUUGGUUUUGGAAUUUAAAUUUUCUUCAAUUUUGGAAGUCCACUUCAUAUUCUAUUGAUGUUCCACUAUCAUCACUGCUUCCCCUUUUUUAGCGUAGACUGGUACUGCUGUUUUUCUUUUCAUGUGAAUGUGUGAGGGGAUGUGUUUUCUCAUGGCAAUCUGAGUUUGGCUACAUUUUGUAUUGUCAUAAUGUUCCAAUGUGAAAAGUCUGCAUGAUAUUUUACAUUGGGUUAGAUACUUUUCAAGUUUUAGCAACAUUAUGCACAUAAUAAUAAAAAAUAAUAAUAAUA